This is a messenger RNA of Spodoptera exigua (beet armyworm), 1831 nucleotides long. The record is from the annotation of a GenBank genome assembly. NCBI's taxonomy places the organism in Eukaryota, Metazoa, Arthropoda, Insecta, Lepidoptera, Noctuidae.
UUUCAGUGACAGACAGCUGACAGUUUGUACUAGAAUUGGAAAAGAAAAACAUUAAUUCUUAUCCGACGUAGGAAAAUACUUGGUUAGCUCCGAAUGUUUCGCUAAGGAAAAUUCUCACCUAUAGGGAUUGUGAAAAAAGCCGAUGCCAUGAUUCGAGAAGAUGACCCUCAGUUUCGGAUUACUCCAUUCCAGCAAAUGGCAUCGGCAUGUUCCGGUGCUCUUAUAACCUCGUUAUUCAUGACUCCACUAGAUGUGGUUAAAAUAAGACUUCAAGCACAGCAGAAGGCUUUGCUCUCGAAUAAAUGUUAUUUGUACUGCAAUGGGCUCAUGGAACACAUAUGUCCCUGCGGAGACUCUGCUUGGAUUCCGAGACGAGUACAUUUCAAUGGCACAAUGGAUGCUUUUUAUAAAAUAGCAAAAUCGGAAGGAGUUCCUGCUUUAUGGUCUGGGCUAAGUCCUACAUUAGUCCUAGCCCUUCCAUGCACAGUAAUUUAUUUUGUCACUUAUGAGCAACUGAGAUAUAGAAUGAAAACAAAUUACAAUAAUUUUACUAAUAAGGCGGGUCAGCCAAUGUGGAUUCCAAUGCUAGCAGGAGCAACAGCCAGAACGAUAGCAGUUACUAUUGUCAGUCCUCUAGAACUAAUAAGAACAAAAAUGCAGUCGAAAAAAUUGACAUACUCAGAAAUAAUGUCUGCAUUAAGCCAAGUCGUAAAAUAUGAAGGAUAUAAAGGACUCUUUCGUGGAUUGGGCUCUACGUUAUUGAGAGAUGUACCAUUCUCAGGUUUAUAUUGGACCACAUUUGAGACGACAAAGAAGUUAUUUAACAAACCUGACUCUGAAAAGAAUACAUUUUUGUUUAAUUUCUUUUGUGGAUCAGUCGCGGGCAGUAUUGCGGCGUUAGUAACACUUCCAUUCGACGUUGUCAAAACACAUCAACAAAUAGAAUUAGGUGAAAAAGAAAUCUAUACAGAUGGUAAAGUCCAUCAAAGAGCAUCAAAUAUGAAGGAUAUAGCACACACAAUAUACACCAAUCAUGGAUUUAAAGGAUUGUUCACUGGUUUCCUGCCUCGAAUAUUCAAAGUGGCACCAGCAUGUGCGAUUAUGAUUGCAACCUUCGAAUAUGGAAAACAGUUUUUCCAAACAUAUAACACUCAGAAAUAUAAGGAAAAGAUGCAAAGGCACCAAGAAAUAGUGUUGAUGAGCCAAACAGCCAAAAAUGAUUAUUCAUAAAACGACAAACGGGAAUAUCACUGUUUAGUUAAUUAAUAGAAUACAAUAAAUGUGAUAGAACUGUAGUACAGUUUGUAUUUUAUGGCUGUUCAUGUUGUUUAUGGUUACCAAAUGUACACUAACUUUAAAGUACCAUUUCCAAUUGGUAUGUAGUUGAAAUAUUGUUUUUCAAUGUUGUCAGAAGUAGUACACACUAAUACAUAUUUUUAGGAAUAAGAUAUUGCUAGUAAAUCACUAAAAUAUACCUUAGGUGUUGAAAUUUAAAGAAAGAACAAGUGAUGACUCUGCUGUAAACAAAUUUGCACUGUUUUUUAGUAGUUUCAUUAGUACAUUGCUUUGUCCAUGUGAAAAAUAUUCAAUACAAGCUUCCAAAUUAUAAAGUAAAAUCUUAACUGGUGAUUUAAUCUAUAUGGAUUAAUAGGUUCAAGAAGAUUUCAGAAUUUGUAUAACAUGGUAUGAAAUUGUACUCAAAUUGGUUUAGUGGUUUAAAAGAUGAAGGAAUCCUGUGGUGUUUCAGGAAUAAAAUAUAUCAUUCGUCUUUUUUCUGGUCUCUAAACUUUCGUACUGAAUUUUACGCAAAUGUGUUGUGAAAGGAAAGACU